This is a messenger RNA of Penicillium expansum, 1848 nucleotides long. RefSeq names its product pseudouridine synthase DEG1. Gene Ontology annotation, cellular component: nucleus; cytoplasm. Lineage: Eukaryota; Fungi; Ascomycota; Eurotiomycetes; Eurotiales; Aspergillaceae. Gene Ontology annotation, biological process: tRNA pseudouridine synthesis; mRNA pseudouridine synthesis. The transcript has a single exon. The coding region runs from base 1 to 1848 and encodes 615 amino acids. The record is from RefSeq and is a predicted model, not a curated record. Gene Ontology annotation, molecular function: pseudouridine synthase activity; RNA binding.
AUGGCGGACACCAACAUUCAGGGACCAACCGAUUACUCGGUCUGGAGUAACUCUAGCCUGAUCGCGCGCAUCACAGAGCUAGAGCGCCAGCUUCAAUCCCAGACAGCAGAGUUCACAGCGCCGACCGAAGAGCCAUCGCAGGCUCCCCGCUCUUCCUCUGCGCCCAUCUCCACCGAUGUCCAGGAACCUGCGAUCCCUCUCCCCGAGGCCUUCAAUCCUUCUAAGAAGCGACCACACUCUCCUCCAGAUAGCGAUACGACCCCAGUGCCUGCGCCGUCGCGGUUCAUUAAAGCCCCGAAACCUCCAAAACCUGAUCGCAUUUUUGACCCCUCCAAAUACUCCACGCGGUUCAUUGCGCUCAAGUUCGCAUACCUGGGACAGGCAUACAAUGGGCUCGAACAUACAAAUGGAAAUACCACACCCCUGCCAACCGUUGAAGAGAUUCUGUGGAAGGCAUUGCGGCGUACACGCCUCAUCGCUCCCGAGACUACCUCUGAUAUGGAGCCAACCGAUAAAGAGCGCGUCCCCAUGCGCCCCUACCACCUUUACUGGGAUGGAUGCGAUUACUCUAAAGCAGGUCGUACGGAUAAGGGUGUGAGCGCUUUUGGGCAGGUUAUUGGACUGCGGGUCCGCAGUCAACGACCCAUGCCCAAGCCCCCCGCCGAGGGCGAGGAUGCGAUGAACAUUGACUCGGGAUCUACUGAAAAGGAGUGGGAUGAUGUAGUCGAUGAGAUGAACUAUAUCAAUGUUCUAAACAGGGUGCUUCCUGAAGACAUCAGGGUUCUGGCGUGGUGUCCUAACCCGCCCCCUGGUUUCGAUGCCCGCUUCUCCUGCCGUGAACGUCGGUACAAGUACUUCUUCACCAACCCGGCGUUCAAUCCAACCCCAGGGUCCAUUGGGUUCCAGAACCGUGCACAGAAUGGCAAGGGCCCGCGUUCUGAAUUCCGCGAGGGCUGGCUCGACAUUGAGGCCAUGCGCGAGGCAGCUAAGCAUUUCGAGGGUUUGCAUGAUUUCCGGAAUUUCUGCAAGUUGGAUACCAACAAGCAGAUUGAUAAUUUCGAACGCAUUAUCCAUCACUCUAGUAUCGAAGCCGUCAAUCCCAAGGUCAACCCCGUGGGCUAUAUUGGUAAACCUGGAUUCCAGGCUAAAGAGGGUUGUGUGCCCGAACCGGAUCUGAUUACCCCCGACACGGUUUCUCAAAGUGUCCCUCAGAUCUACACGUUCAACCUCCACGGUUCGGCCUUCUUGUGGCACCAGGUGCGCCACAUGGUAGCAAUUCUGUUCCUAGUCGGACAGGGACUCGAGUCCCCAUCUAUCGUUCCUGAACUGCUGGACAUUGCCAAGAAUCCGCGAAAGCCGACCUAUGCAAUGGCUGAUGAUGCUCCACUGGUCCUUUGGGACUGCAUUUUCCCCGACAUAGAGUCUGGCAGUCGUCUGGAUUCCUUGAACUGGGUCUAUGCUGGUGACAGCCCUGCAAACAGCAGGGGAAGCGCCAAGGGUGAUAGCAAGUUCGGGAUGCGGGGCACCGUUGAAAGUUUGUGGACAGUCUGGAGAAAGCGAAAGAUCGAUGAGAUUCUGGCAGGUGCUCUGCUGGACUUGACGGUCAGUCAGGGUAAUCAGAACAUGGAAGACAUAGACAACCAAUGGCAAAUCGCGGGAGAUUCCAAGAGAGCAAACAGAGGUGCCAAGAUCUGGUAUGGUGGAAAUGAAACUGUUGUUGGUGGGAAAUAUAUCCCCGUCGAUGAGAAGUCCAAGAUGCAGACCGUGGAAGUUCAAAAUGCCAAAGGACUUGUCACAAAGCAGCGAAGACUAGCAAAGAUCGAGGCUGCAAGGGAGGCACUGGAAUGA